AUGCCGUCACCGACAAAUUCUCAGGCAUCGUCAGGUGCGCGCUUUGCUCUCUUGCCCAGGCAGCAGGAUGUGAGGGCCACGGAGAUAGACAAGGUGGAUCUGCUCGCCUCCUUUCGCCCCGGCGACCUCAUUCGAGCCCAAGUGCUCUCAUUGGGGGAUUCCAGAGCCUACUUCCUCUCCACAGCCAAGAAUGACUUGGGGGUCAUUCUGGCCAAAGGGGUCGCAGUGCCGUGUACAGCACAGCAUCCUCUCCGCGUUGUCGUGCGCUACCGUGCAGUGCUGUACACGGCACUGCGUCCUCUCUGCGCUGUCCGUGUACAGCACUGCACAGUGCGUUGUCUGCAUCCUCUCUACGCUUCGGUGCAACUGCCUUCCCGUGCCAGCAAAGAUAACCACAAGUACAUCUCCAGGAACGGCGCUUUGGUUGAAGCUGACGAUGAAACCGACACUGCUACGCCCGACCGCCGUCAAACCGGACCACGGUCAAAUCAAGCUCGACGGAGACUGAGUGCCGGGUCAGGCCCUGGAACCCCGGGUGCGGGGGGGAAGGGUUCUGCGCCGCAGGCGGCGGCGAAAUCCGCCCAGCCUUCUCCCGCCGAAGCUGCUCCCGGCGAUACACCUGAAGGCGAUGGUGAGCGUGGUCCCCGUGCUGCAGCGACUGUGGCUGCAAACGUGAUGCAGCCGUCGCUACUGAUGAAGCGGGUGAUGCUGCUGGUGAGUCAUUGUUUGCAGCUCGUACCAAGCUACACCCGCGACUUCAUGUCAUUAAUUGUUCUUUUAUUUCGGUUUCCUUCUCCAACAGGCAAAGCUGGAGAUAGCCCGAUGGAGUUGGCGAUGACCCGGGCGCGUGGAAAGGCCUAUGCCACUGAGGCUGUACGUUUUCGCGAGGAGGGAAGGCAGCAGUUGGAGGUGAAUGAUGAGCUUCAACUCAAGCUUGCCGACCAGGAAAAACAAGUCGAGGAACUUAAAGCUGAGCUUCAAAGCCGGGAUUCAGACCUGAAGGACGCGCUUGCACUGCUGAAGCAUCUGGCGCAGAAGCUCGCUGAGGAUCAGCUUGGGAAACUGAAUUGGCGGGCCCACAUCAAAGAGGCAUGCGACGAUUUCCUCUUCAAGCAGGAGUCGUUGAACCUGUCACCCGAUCCUGAACAGAUGCUCGCUGCUUUGAUCAUGUUACUGGGCAUCCCCUGGCAUGUCGACAAGGAGGGGAAGCCGUUUUCCAGCCCUGCGUUUGUGAAGUGCGCGAGGCUGUGGGAUUCGAGUGGCGACAUGCCUGUUGCUCUGUUUCCAGUUCAGCUGCUUGUCAUCCUUGCAGCGGUGAGGUACAAGUUCCGCCAUCCCAGCGCCACGAGGUCCCAGUUGGAUCGGUCUGGAGAUCCUGGUGCCCUUGCCAGGCAGGCACGUGUAGUGCAGCGCUGGAUCAACAGCAGUGAUGUCACUCGGAAGGACGGCUGCCUUGGGAUUGGCAAGCUGUGCAUUGUUGGCUGGAAGGAGAUUCCAGAGGAUGAGCUGGCGGCAGACGAGUACGGGGAUGAGGGUCUGGAUCUGACGAGCAACAUUGAUUCGCAGGAGCAGGAUUAUGAUGAGGAUGAGGAGCAGCCUGAGCUUUUUUAG
This is a messenger RNA of Closterium sp. Yama58-4, 1611 nucleotides long. NCBI's taxonomy places the organism in Eukaryota, Viridiplantae, Streptophyta, Zygnematophyceae, Desmidiales, Closteriaceae. The record is from the annotation of a GenBank genome assembly.